Molecule: messenger RNA, 526 nt
Organism: Nematolebias whitei (Rio pearlfish)
Lineage: Eukaryota; Metazoa; Chordata; Actinopteri; Cyprinodontiformes; Rivulidae
Product: AFG3-like protein 2
Biological process (GO): protein-containing complex assembly; mitochondrial protein processing
Cellular component (GO): m-AAA complex
Molecular function (GO): ATP hydrolysis activity; ATP binding
Source: RefSeq, a predicted model, not a curated record
GGGGCCAUCCUGACUGGGCCCCCAGGAACUGGUAAAACCCUCCUGGCCAAAGCGACAGCCGGUGAGGCCAAUGUUCCCUUCAUCACGGUGAACGGUUCUGAGUUCCUGGAAAUGUUUGUGGGCGUCGGGCCGGCCAGGGUGAGAGAUCUGUUUGUCAUGGCGAGGAAGAACGCUCCCUGCAUCCUCUUCAUCGAUGAGAUUGACGCUGUUGGGCGAAAGAGGGGCCCAGGGAGCUUUGGAGUUCAGAGCGAGCAGGAGAGCACACUGAACCAGCUGCUAGUAGAGAUGGACGGCUUCAACACGGCCUCCAACGUGGUAGUUCUGGCUGGAACCAACAGACCUGACAUUUUGGACCCCGCUCUGUUGAGACCCGGCCGCUUUGACAGGCAGAUUUACAUUGGUCCUCCUGAUAUCAAAGGACGCGCAUCCAUCUUUAAAGUCCACCUUCGUCCUCUGAAGCUGCUUGCCAACCUUGACAAAGAUGCUCUGGCGAAGAAGAUGGCCACCCUCACACCUGGUUUCUCAG